Messenger RNA from Triticum turgidum subsp. durum (durum wheat), 885 nucleotides. The record is from the annotation of a GenBank genome assembly. Lineage: Eukaryota; Viridiplantae; Streptophyta; Magnoliopsida; Poales; Poaceae.
AUGCACGGCGGCGGGUCGAAGAUGCUGGGGGUGGUGAACUUCAUCACCUUCCUGGCGUCGAUCCCGGUGCUGGGGGGCGGCAUCUGGCUGGCGUCGCGGGCCAACUCCACGGACUGCAUCCGCUUCCUGCAGUGGCCCAUCAUCAUCAUCGGCCUCGCCGUCAUGGUCGUCUCCCUCAUGGGCUUCGCCGGCGCCUGCUACCGCCAGACCUGGCUGCUCCGCAUCUACCUCUUCGCCAUGUUCUUCAUCGUCGUCGCGCUGCUCUUCUUCAUCGUCUUCGCCUUCGCCGUCACCGACCGCGGGGAGGGCCAGGUGGUCAUGAACCGCCGCUUCCUCGAGUACCAGCUCUCCGACUACAACGGAUGGCUCCGCAACCGCGUCGCCGACCCGGAGUACUGGGCCACCAUCAGCGCGUGCCUCCGCGACGGCCGCGCCUGCGCCUCCAUGCGCCGCCCCGCCCGCGACCCCAACACCGGCAUGCUGGUCACCGAGCCCCCCGUCAUGUUCUACGGCCGCAACCUCUCCCCGAUUCAGUCAGGAUGCUGCAAGCCACCGACUUCAUGCGCGUUCACCUACAACAACGAGACAUACUGGAGCGCGAACCCCGGCGUCCCCACCGUGGUGACCGACCCCGACUGCCUCAAAUGGAGCAACGACCAGCAGACGCUGUGCUUCCAGUGCGACUCGUGCAAGGCCGGCGUCCUGGCCGGCAUCAAGAAGAGCUGGCGCAAGGUGGCCAUCAUCAACAUCGUCGUGCUCAUCAUCCUCAUUAUCGUCUACGUCGCCGGCUGCGCCGCGUUCCGCAACGCCAAGAGGGACGACAACGACGAGUCGUAUGGCAUGGCCAGGAUGACCAAGUCCCGGCCGAGCAGGUUCCAGUUCUAG